This is a messenger RNA of Schizophyllum commune H4-8, 3808 nucleotides long. RefSeq lists its product as uncharacterized. Lineage: Eukaryota; Fungi; Basidiomycota; Agaricomycetes; Agaricales; Schizophyllaceae. Gene Ontology annotation, biological process: regulation of transcription by RNA polymerase II. Gene Ontology annotation, molecular function: transcription coregulator activity. The transcript has 6 exons. Gene Ontology annotation, cellular component: SAGA complex. The coding region runs from base 97 to 3525 and encodes 1142 amino acids. The record is from RefSeq and is a predicted model, not a curated record.
CAUCACUAGCGCCAGGCCACUCGCCGCCUGCUGCCCCAAACCUUCGACCCGCGUCUCUCCUGCACCGCAGGCUUGCUUGCGCGUCUGAUACCCAAGAUGAUGGUCGACUAUAACCGCACCAGAUUCGUGGACAGCCUACUCGAGAAUAACAAGGACCAGCCGCCGUCCUUCAAGAUCCAUCUUCACGCGGAGCACUGGAACCUAAAUAACGGGUCCAAGUUCCUGUACAACAACCAGGUUGCGUCCCUCCUCGAUGAUAUCCGAGAGCACCGCAUACCCGCCGACUUCCUCGGCCUCUUCACCGAGAGCAACGUCCCCUUCUACGAGGGCUGCCUCAUCGUCGAGCUCAUCGACUACCGCGUGGGCGCGCAGAAGGACAUCGCCUCCACCAGCAAGCAGCCCAUCGCCUCCACCUCUACCUCCGCCAACCAACCGACGACUGCUCCCCUCGUCACCCGCGUGGUCUUAUUCCCGACACCGGAGACGGUGUAUACAGAUAUUUGCCUCCUUGGCGCGCGAUACGGCGCGCGGUGGACGGACAUGGACGCGCUCGAGGCGGAGGCUCGGAUAUUGCUCGCCACCGCCCCACCCCUCUGCCUCGACCCCGACCCGCACCUCACGCGCGCCGUGAACGCGACAAUGAAGGUGUCCACCCCAUCCACGCCCACAUCCCUCAAACGCAAGGCGAGCGCGGCGCUCGACGCGGAGGACGCGCGCGCGAGACGGGCGAAGGUGAUGCAGUUCAUGAAGCCCAGGGAGACGUUGAGGGCGGGGGGUGGACACCGCCUCUUCGACGCCCUGCAGCGCGUGCGCGCGGGCAAGUCGAACGCGGAGGACGAGCAACCGCCACCGACCGCCGCGGCUGCACCCAGUACUACAACCACGACCACAAGCAGAUCCCGCGGCGCAAGCGCGCAACCGGGGAUCACGAUCUCGAACUCGCUGUAUGCGGGACAGCCGCCGCCGAAUUAUGCAGGCCAGCCGCCUCAACAGAGCGCGCCGCAACAGCCAAAUACUUCACAACAGAACGCGCCGUAUGCGGGUCAGCAGGCACACGCGGGCCAACCACCAAAUACUGCACAACAACAGAACGCGCAAUAUGCGGGCCAGCAACAGCCGUACGCCGGACAGCAGGGAUACGCGGGUCAACAGCCCGCGCCCGCAAUCCCGCCCACCAUUGCCGCCAAUCUUACGCGCACGCAAACGCCGAAUGGGCGGGUGACGCCGAAUGCGGUGAACGGGAGGACGACGCCUGCAGUCGUCAACGGGCGAGCAACGCCUGCGGCGCCGAAUGGGGUCGCUGUAAAUGGGCGAGCGACGCCGGCCGUUGUAAAUGGACGCGCGACGCCUGCGGUGGUGAAUGGGCGAGUGACGCCUGGUUUGGCGAACGGUAGGGCGACGCCCACUAUGCCAAAUGGUGUUGCUGUCAAUGGAAGAGCGACACCGGCUGUGGGGAUGGUCAAUGGGCAGGCGGUGGUCAACGGGCAGGCUGUGGCGAACGCACAAGCUGUAGCGAAUGGGGUCAUGACCCUGAACAGCCAAGCGAUGGCGAACGGUCGUCAAACGCCACAAACAAUACCAACCGCGACGCAGCAGUUCCUGCACCAGCAGCGCGCGGGGCAGCAGCAGCACUUGAAUCCGAUCCAGCAACAGCAGCAUGCGAUCCAGCAGCAACAUGCGCUUCAGCAGCAGCAAGCGGCUCAGCAGCAACACCAACAACACGCGCAUCAGCAACAGCAGCAGCAAGCGCAUCAGCAGCAACAGCAGCAACACCACCCCACCCAACCCCCCGCAGGCAACGCGCUCGGCCUAUCGGACGCACCGCAGCGAUUCGCGGGCUCGCCGCCCAUACAAGGAUCGCCCUCGCAAGGCUUCACCGCCAGCCCGCAGCUACAGCGCACCAUGGCCGCCGGCUCGCCACCCAUGCAGGGCUCACCGCGCCAGGGCUUCGCAGGCUCGCCACCACAGCCGUCGCCGCAGAUGCAGCGCGCUUUCGCGGGUUCGCCGCCCGUGCAGAGCUCGCCGCAGCCGCCGUUCGCGGGCUCGCCGCAGCAGCGGCAGUUCGCGGGGUCCCCGCCCGCGCAGGCGACGCCGCAGAUGCAGGCACAGCGGGUCCAGCAGAUGAUGGUUCAGCAGCAGCAGCAGCAGCAAAUGCAGGCGUCCCAGCAGCAACAGUCCCAACAGCAGCCUCAACAGCCCCAGCCCCCACAACAACAACCCGCAUCCGGACCCCUCCGCCCGCCCACGCAGCAACAAGUCGCCGCCGCGAUGCAGGCGAUCCAGCAGCAGCACCCGCAGAUGCAGAUCCACCCUCAACAAGCACCGCUCUUCGCGCAGUUCUACGCCGUGUACACGAGCGCGGGCGGGGACGCGCUGCUGCGGAGCGCGGAGGCGACGAUGGGCUUCCUGCAGCGGCACCCCGGGUGGCGGACGAUCCCGCCGUCGGCGAAGACGGGCAUCUCGACGAAGGUGGGGGCGGCGGUGGGGAAUCUGCAGGUGCUGUGGCAGAUGUGGAUAGGGUUGACGCGGCAGGUUCAUGCGCAGGCGCGGGGGCAGCAGGCUCAGCAGCAACAGGCUCAGCAGGCUCAGCAGCAGCAGGCUCAGCAAAAUGGUCAGCAGCAGCAGCAGGCAGCGCAAGCGGCUCAGGCGCAGCAGCAAGCAGCUCAGCAACAAGCCGCGCAGCAGCAGGCGGCGCAUCAGCAAGCGGCGCAACAGCAGGCUCAGGCAAGCCAGCAGCAGAUGCAAAUUCAGCAACAGCAACAAGCCGCGGCUCAGGCCAUUCAACAACAGCCACGCCCUCCGAGUCAGCAACAACAUCCACCCGCUCAGCAAAUGCAGCAGCCGCCACGUCCACCUACCCAACAACCCCAGCAGCAGGUCCCGCACCAGCAGCCGAACCCGCAACCUCAGCAAAUCGCCCCAACGCCGCAACAGCAGCUCACGCCUGUUCAGCACCAGCAAAUGCAACAAUUACAGCGCAACGCCGCCUAUGCGCAAGCCUCACCCGAGCAACAACGGCUUUACAUGCAGCAGUACAUGCAGAUGUACGGGCACAACGGCGGCGCGCCCGUCGUCUGGGCGGUCCCGCAAGGCGCCCAGUACACCAUCGCGGCCGCGGGGCGGGGCGCAGGGCAGCCAGGGCAGGGAGCGCAGAUGACGCAGGCGCAGGCGGCUCAGAUCGCGCAGGCGCAAGCGCUGGCUCGCGCACAGGCGGCGGGGCGCGGGCAGCAACAGCAGCAGCAGCAGCAGCAGCCGACGCUCACCCAGCUCCAGACGCAGAUGGCGCAGGUCUCGCAGAUGCACCAGCAGCAGAGCGCGCAGGUGCAGGCGCAGUACCACCAGGCGCAGGCGCAGUACUCGAAUAUGCAGCCGCAGGGGCAGCACGCGCAGCCGGGGCAGAUGCAGUUCACGCAGCAGCAGGUGCAGCAGAUGCAGGCGCACGCGGCCCAGCAGCAGAUGAUGAUGCGCGGGGCGGGCGUUGCGGGGAAGAUGGCCAUUCCGAGAGGGAGGGGGCGGGGGAUGUAGCGCCUUAAAGGGGGGGGGGGGUAAUUGUGAGCAACUCAGGUAUUCGGGGAGGGCAGGGCGAUCACACCACGAGCUCUGGCAAUGCUUUGUAUCAUAUCAUGUUCUGUAUUUAUCGCGUUGUAUCGUAGGGAUGGAUGUGGAGGCUUGCAAUGUGUGUCCGAAGAUUCCAAGUUCUGCUUUGGACUUAGUCUCGAACCAGCCGUUUCGUCGGCUUUUUUUGGCUCUGUUUACAGCCACUGUUUGGGUGAAUAGAUGAACCUUGUACGGCGACGUACAGUUUACG